AUGGCAAGCGAUUCCAGUAGUAAAAAUAUUGAUACAAAUAAGCAUACUCAAUGGAUUGAAAAUGGCAUUGCUUAUAAUUAUAUUAAUUACCAUGAUUAUAAUGAAUUUGAGAAUAUUAAAUUUAUAAAAAGAGGAGGAUUUAGUGAUGUUUAUCGAGCUACUUGGAAAAAUUCAAAUACUGCUGUUGCACUAAAAUAUAUCGCAGAUAUUGGCAUCAAAGAUAUUGUUAACGAGAUAAGUUUAUUGGUCAAAGUCAAUAAUAUUCACGUGAAUAUUAUUCGAUUUUUUGGUAUCGCUAAAAGGCAUAAUAACGAUGAUAUGAAUUCAAGUUAUUUGUUAAUUUUUGAAUAUGCAGAUAGUGGUACAUUGGGAAAUUAUUUAAAAGAUAAUUUCAAUAAAUUAGAUUGGAAUAUGAAAUUGAAGUUUGCUAUUCAAAUUGCUGAUGCGGUCUCAUGUAUACAUGAUAAAGAUAUUAUUCAUCGUGAUUUACAUUCAGAUAAUAUAUUGGUUCAUCAAAAUACGCUUAGAUUAGCAGAUUUUGGACUUUCACGUAGAGUGGCUGAAGUAUCAACUCAAAAAGAAAUUUUUGGAAAAAUAGCUUACAUUGAUCCACAAUAUUGUCAACCGAAAACAAAUAAAGAUACUAUUGGUUAUGAAUAUAAACCAAAUAAGAAAUCAGAUGUAUAUAGCGUUGGUGUACUCCUAUGGGAAAUAUCAUCUGGGAGAAACCCAUUUGAAUCUUAUGAUAAUGGUUAUCUAAGAAUAAGUUUGAUGUUUGAAAUCUUAAAUGGUAAAAGGGAAAUUCCAAUCCCUGGUACACCGAAUGAUUAUAUUAACAUUUAUACAAGUAUGACUUUUAUUAUUUGUAUAUAA
This is a messenger RNA of Rhizophagus irregularis DAOM 181602=DAOM 197198, 873 nucleotides long. RefSeq lists its product as uncharacterized. Gene Ontology annotation, biological process: protein phosphorylation. The record is from RefSeq and is a predicted model, not a curated record. NCBI's taxonomy places the organism in Eukaryota, Fungi, Glomeromycota, Glomeromycetes, Glomerales, Glomeraceae. Gene Ontology annotation, molecular function: ATP binding; protein kinase activity; protein binding.